GAUCGCGGGGGAGGGGUGACCAUAACUUUUUUUUCGCCUUGAGAGCGAGUCGAGAGAUUCUUGCGUGCAAAUGUCUUCCUUUGGGAGACACGACACCGAGAAACCCAACAUUUCCCCCCCCUGCAAAUCGUCUUCCGGGACGGCAAGCAAGCUAGAAACAGAGAAACCGAAAAUGGGUCUUCAAUCGCCUCUGCGGAUCCUCCUCAUCGGCAAUGGCGGCCGAGAACACGCAAUCGCGUGGAAGCUGAGCCAGUCGCCGCUGGUCGAGUCCAUCAUUGCUGUACCGGGCAAUGGCGGUACUGCGACCUGCCCCAAGACUACCAACAACAGCUCUGUCUCGGCCGAGGACUUCCCGGGUCUCCUGAAGCUUGCUCGUGAGCAGAAUGUCAACUUUGUCGUUCCCGGACCGGAGGCGCCCCUUGUGGCUGGCGCCGUCGACUUCUUCAAGCAGGCUGGCAUUGACAGCUUCGGGCCUUCGAAGGCGGCUGCCCAGAUGGAGGGCAGCAAGACCAUGUCCAAGGACUUCAUGAAAAAGUACAACAUCCCCACGGCCGCCUACGAGAACUUUACCGACUACGAGAAGGCUCGCCAGUACCUCGACAGUGUCAGCCACAACGUCGUCAUCAAGGCCAGCGGCCUGGCUGCUGGCAAGGGUGUCAUCAUCCCCGAGACGAAAGAGGAGGCCCAAAAGGCUCUCGAGAGCAUCAUGGUUGGUAAGGAGUUUGGGUCCGCCGGGGACGAGGUGGUCAUUGAAGAGUUCCUCAAUGGCGAUGAGCUCAGCAUCCUCACCUUCUGCGACGGUUACAGCUUCAAGUCACUGCCUCCAGCGCAGGACCACAAGAGAAUCGGCGAGGGAGACACCGGUCUCAACACUGGAGGCAUGGGAUGCUAUGCGCCGACCAACAUUGCGACUCCCGAGCUCAUCGCCAUGGUCGACCGUGAUAUUAUCGGCCCUACUUUUGCCGGCUUCCGCAAAGAGGGUAUGCCGUUCAAGGGUGUCCUUUUUACAGGUCUCAUGAUCACCUCGGAAGGACCCAAGGUUCUCGAAUACAACGUGCGUUGCGGCGACCCCGAGACACAGACCGUCCUGCCCCUGCUUUCAAAGGACACUGAUCUUGCCAAGAUCAUGGUUGCUUGCAGCGAGGGAUACCUCGACUCCAUCCCCAUCACUGUAGACAACAAGUUCAGUGCAACUGUCGUGGCCUCGGCUGGUGGCUAUCCCGAGUCGUACGCCAAGGGCGACGAGAUGACUGUUGCGAACCCCCCGGAGGGCAUCAACAUCUUUCACGCUGGAACCAAGCUCGCUGACGGCAAACUCGUGACCGCCGGCGGUCGCGUGAUUGCUGCGAGCGCGACUGCCGAGGGCAGCCUGAGAGCUGCAGUGGACAAGGCCUAUGAGGGUAUCAACCUCAUCCAAUUCAAGGGCAUGUACUACAGGAAAGACAUUGCACACCGCGCGUUCCGGCCCACCAAGGCUACCAAGGAGGCCCUGACGUACGCUCAGGCUGGUGUCAGCAUUGAUGCUGGCAACCAGCUCGUUGAGCGUAUCAGAAAGGCUGUCCGCUCGACAGCCCGUGCCGGUGCGGAUGCCGAGAUCGGUGGCUUUGGCGGAGAGGUCGACCUUUCCAAGGCUGGCUACGCCUCCGACGCCCCCAUCAUGGUCGGCGCCAUCGAUGGUGUCGGCACCAAGCUCAUGAUUGCCCAGGCGACCAACAACCACACGACCGUCGGCAUUGAUCUUGUCGCCAUGAACGUCAACGACCUGGUCGUUCAGGGUGCCGAACCUGUCAUGUUCCUCGACUACUUUGGGUGCAGCAAGCUCAACCCCGAGACGGCCGCCGCUUUUGUGGAGAGCGUCUCUGCCGGUUGCCGCGACGCUGGCUGCGCUCUUGUCGGUGGCGAGACGGCCGAGAUGCCGGGCAUGUACAAGGAGGACGAUUACGAUGCCGCCGGCGCCGCGAUCGGCGUCAUGAUCCCCAGCAACCGCCUGCCAAAGCACGAUGUCAUGACUGAGGGCGACGUCCUGCUGGGCCUGGCCUCGUCUGGCGUGCACUCGAACGGCUUCUCUCUGGUCCGCCGCAUCCUGGCGCGCGAGCAGCUCGACUACGCCAGCACCGCGCCCUGGGACACUUCCAAGACAGUCGGCGACUCCCUGCUCACCCCGACACGCAUCUACGUCAAGUCCAUCCUCAAGAACCUUGCCGAUCUCAAGGGUCUCGCACACAUCACUGGCGGCGGCCUGAGCGAGAACGUGCCGCGGAUGCUGCCCGACCGCCUGGCGGCCGAGAUUGACAUUGCGUCCUGGCAGCUCCCGCCCGUGUUCAAGUGGCUCAAGACUGCCGGCAACGUGCAGCCCAGCGAGCUCGCGCGGACGUUCAACACAGGCGUCGGCAUGAUUGCCGUCGUGGCGGCCGCCGACGCCCAGAAGGUGGCGGACCAGUUCGUGGCGGCCGGCGAGACCGUGUACACGAUAGGCAAGCUGAUCCCGCGGGCGGCGGGCAGUGAGGGCUGUGUUCUCAAGAACCUGGAGUCGUGGAAUUAAAAAUAAAAAUAAAAACCCUGCAGCGAUGUCCGUGGGGGAUGUGUAGAAAACACUUUGGAUUUGCUUAGGACUCAGGAAACGGUCUGGGAGUGGAAAGGAUAGAAAGUCAAUUGGUAAAAAAGGAUGCGGGCAAAGGAGUUGUUUGUGCUUUUCGUUUUCUUAUCGCAUAAGAACAAAUUCCAAAAGAUACCAUCGUGUUUUGAGCAAG
Messenger RNA from Microdochium trichocladiopsis, 2750 nucleotides. RefSeq names its product phosphoribosylglycinamide synthetase. The record is from RefSeq and is a predicted model, not a curated record. NCBI's taxonomy places the organism in Eukaryota, Fungi, Ascomycota, Sordariomycetes, Xylariales, Microdochiaceae. Bases 71 to 2542 code for a protein of 823 amino acids. Gene Ontology annotation, cellular component: cytosol. Gene Ontology annotation, biological process: adenine biosynthetic process; 'de novo' IMP biosynthetic process. Gene Ontology annotation, molecular function: metal ion binding; phosphoribosylformylglycinamidine cyclo-ligase activity; phosphoribosylamine-glycine ligase activity. The transcript has a single exon.